GGUGCAAAUGCCAUACAACUUGGGAACAGUCAAUGCCCGAACUCGACCACUUUCACCGAGAAGGAAUUGAAAUUAUACUCGGAUUGUACAGGUACAUCCGUUAACCCGGCCGAUUCGCCGUUAUGGGAGCUGUUACUUUACGCGGUGCUUUUCUCGGUCCUUUUUCCUAUUGGGUAUUUUGCCAACGAAGCAUAUAAUCGUUACUCUGCGCGGUCGGAGGAAGCUUCUCAUGUUUCGCACAAUACUGGUAAACGACUCAAACGUCGAUUAGCAGCUCACUGCAAGGAAAGUUACGAAUGUGAAACCGAUUGCGAAGAGGACUGCGUGGAAACUGAACAAGAUGAAACUUGAAACGCACAAGUGAUGCUGCCUUGAGAUGAUGAACAUCAGCUGUGCUCGCUUGCAAAAUCACAACCGCAUUAUCCCGAUUCGCCCAUCGGAUCCAGUCGGUACAGUUCAGAACUUGAGGAAGAAUAUGAAAGCAAUUACGAAAGUCAAGAAAACUAGGAAAACAGAAGUUACGAGUCGUUGUACAUGAGUGAUGAUGGAGUCGGGCGUUUGGAGAGGACCUAAUCGUGAUCGAAGCUGAGAUGAAUAUAUUAUUUGGUACUAUGUUUCUGGCGACAUUUUGGAUAGAGAUGCAGUGUCUACCAAAAGAUCCUAAUCCGAUGUGUGAUGUUAAACAAACGAAGCAUCAUACUCUUCUGGCAAACUGUUCACUUUUGACUACUGACGUGAACAUCGUUCCGCGAGAUUUAAGCUCUGAAAUAGAAGAAAUGAUAAUAUCGACUCAGUAUAUAAACGCGUCAGAAAUCUCGAACGAUUUAUUCAAACACUACGUAAAAUUGAAGAGACUCGAAUUAAGCGAUAUCUGGGGAAAACGUGACAACCAGUCAUCGUUGCUUAUGGUGUUUCACGAGGAUGCAUUUUCGAAACUCGAGAAGUUAGAGAAGCUAACCAUACAUAAGGUCAAAUUUGACAAAAAUGCGGAUUUUAUAUGGCCUCCAAAUUUAAAAAGAUUGGAAUUGACCAUAGUAGAAUUACAGCAACUCGUCAAUACCAAAUCAUUGACCAACUUGGAGUAUCUAGAUUUAUCGAAUAAUAAACUAGAGCAAUUUCCAAAGCUGAAUGAAAAAGCUUAUAAGCUAGAUACUAUUAUCUUGAAGGAUAAUCCUAUUGCUAUGAUCACAGUGGAACAAGUGGCGCCCUAUUGUUUGCUAACCACUUUGGAUCUCGCAUUAACGAAAGAGGCCAAUUUUACCAAAACCGGUGUAGAUUUUUGCCCCUGUCUGAGACUUCUCAAUUGGCUGAAGAAAAAAGUCCCCUCGAGUGAAGGCAUCAAACUGGAAUGCGGAUCGAUUGGUAGCGGUGCAAAUGCCAUACAACUUGGGAACAGUCAAUGCCCGAAUUCGACCACUUUCACCGAGAAGGAAUUGAAAUUAUACUCGGAUUGUACAAGUACAUCCGGUAACCCGGCCGAUUCGCCGUUAUGGGAGCUGUUACUUUACGCGGUGCUUUUCUCGGUCCUUUUUCCUAUUGGGUAUUUUGCCAACGAAGCUUAUAAUCGUUAUUCUGCGCGGUCGGAGGACGCUUCUCAUGUUUCGCACAAUACUGGUAAACGACUCAAACGUCGAUUAGCAGCUCACUGCAAGGAAAGUUAUGAAUGUGAAACCGAAUGCGAAGAGGACUGCGUGGAAACUGAACAAGAUGAAACUUGAAACGCACAAGAUGAUGCUGUCUUGAGAUGAUGAACAUCAGCUGUGCUCGCUUGCAAAAUCACGACCGCAUUAUCCUGAAUCGCCCAUUGGAUCCAGUCGGUACAGUUCAGAACUUGAGGAAGAAUAUGAAAGCAAUAACGAAAGUCAAGAAAACGAGGAAAACAAAAGUUACGAGUCGCUGUACAUG
This is a messenger RNA of Planococcus citri (citrus mealybug), 1905 nucleotides long. RefSeq lists its product as uncharacterized. Gene Ontology annotation, molecular function: protein binding. The transcript has 8 exons. The record is from RefSeq and is a predicted model, not a curated record. Bases 591 to 1718 code for a protein of 375 amino acids. Lineage: Eukaryota; Metazoa; Arthropoda; Insecta; Hemiptera; Pseudococcidae.